GAAAAAAAAAAAUAUCUUGAUGCUUUGAUGCUUUCUAUUGUGAACUGAACAGGAGGUGAAUGUGUUGUGAGAAUAAUGAGAGACAUAGGAAUGUGUUGAGUGAAUUGAUGGAUCAGCAUACUGAAACAAAAAUGUUUUCCGGAAAAAAAAAUGUAAACAGGAGUUUUAAUAUUUGUCAGACAUCAAAUAUCAAGCAUUCAGGCAAGGCUCUUAUUUUGCCAUUCAUUGUCACACUCUUAUUAGCAAUCCUCAUUGCCUUAGGUGAAAAAGGGAUAGGGACUAGAUGCAUUCAGGUUUACCAUUGCUUUUGUGCUUUUGCCACAUAGCUGUCUCUAAUGAGUGCAAAGACGCGACAAUGUGCCGGGUUCUGGAUGUCCUUCUGGCUCUGCUAAGCCGUAUCCUGUUUGCAGUGCAUGGCGUCGUGACAGUGUGGCGUGUUGUGGUGGUGAAGGGAGAGCCUUGCUAUUGGUUGCUGCUCAUGGGAGUGGCACUGCUGGGUGUCGAGAUGGCUGUUACUAUGAAAUGCACCCGCAACGCAGAGUGGAAAUGGUUCUCACCUAUGGUCUUCCUUUAUCUCAGUACUGUGAUUCCUUCUAUCUGGUUCCUGGAGCUGAACCUGCUGCAGUUCAAGCUGUCAAUCAACUCGACUUCACCUGAUCUUCUUCUUCUAUCUAAUACUCCCAUAGCAGCGGGAUUAGCAGACUUGGAACCUGAGAACUGGGUGGCCGGUUUGGAGCAGACCAUGCUUAUUGUUCUGGUACUAGGACGCUGGCUCAUGCCCAAAGGUGACAUGUCACGUGACCAGCUUUCACAACUCCUGAUGGUCUAUGUGGGCCUGGGCGCAGACAUCCUGGACAUCUUUGACACUUUCAAGGAGCCUGAAGUAAAAACCAAUCAUUCUGUAAUAAUUGUGGGGCUUAGCCUGUUCUCCUGGGCUUUAAUGCAAUUCCCUUUGGUUUUGACACAAACAAAUCCCGCUAAACCCCAAACAAACAUCCACAAUAAAAUCAGCAGACCUGAGUUACAGCCCUGCUCCUAUACCUCCUGUUGCUCCAGUGAGAUCUGGAGCCUUCUUCUUACUGUUGGUCUCCUGGACGGCCCAUUUCUCGUGUACCGCCUCUACUUGAUGCUCAGAGAAAACGUUCAGAACCAGCUGAUGAUCUUCUUCACAUGUAAGAACAUCCUCAUUGUCAUGCUGGAGCUUUACAGGAUUGGUGUGGUACACUUUGAGCUUCACAGGCCUGGGGGAAAAGACAGAUCACCUGAUGAACCUCAAAGACAGAUAGAAAGACCUGAAGGUGAACAAUUUGAUGUUAUCGUGUCUGGCCGCCAAGUCGUAAAUGAAAGUAUUGAUGUAAGUUGAUCUUUUUGAUGUAGAGUUCGAGUUAAGUUUAGUUGAGAAUCUGCAGUACUGUGAGUAAACAGAUUUUCAACAGUCACAUGAAAGGCAUAGUAAGUUUCAACCUCUCUUACUCCAAAUUCCUUAAAACCAUGAGAUAAAGAGGCUACUGUAUGUGUUCAUAGACCUUCAUAGAUGCAUUUUAGCUUUCCACAUUUCCAUGAAUGUUCAAUCAUUCAUCUCCAGUUACCUGUGUUACAUUGGUCAGGACUAAGGUCAAUCCAGAGCGUUUCCCAGGAAUUCUUCGCACCAGGAGAGAGAAAAAAAAACCCUGGCUUAUACAUCACCUAAGAUACCUCAAACUUUCCAGUUUUCAAUUCUAAUUAUGACUUUCCAAUAUUUUUUCUUCCUACCUGCUCUUUCUAAC
Messenger RNA from Tachysurus fulvidraco (yellow catfish), 1766 nucleotides. RefSeq names its product transmembrane protein 26. The record is from RefSeq and is a predicted model, not a curated record. Lineage: Eukaryota; Metazoa; Chordata; Actinopteri; Siluriformes; Bagridae. The coding region runs from base 284 to 1363 and encodes 359 amino acids. The transcript is spliced from 4 exons.